AAAGAAUACAGGUUUCAGGCUUUUAUUUUGAUAGCGGUUUCCCGGAUGUGACGCAGUGUGGCGGUGGUGUCGGUGUGAGAGUACAGUCAUGAACACAAUGUAAUGUCAGUGUGUUAUUCAGCGUUAUAACACUCCGCUAUGAAGCGCGCGCUCAGUAACGCUCUGCUCCGCGCUGCUUUCUGCUCCAGAAGCUCCAGAGCGGCUCCAGUCCGCGGUUCCGUCCGCCAUCAGCACCGAGAUGUGUGUGACGUGGCAGUGGUGGGCGGUGGAAUUGUGGGAUUGGCUACAGCCAGAGAGCUCAUCCUGAGACACCCGAACCUCACAUUCACCCUGCUGGAGAAGGAGAGAGAGCUCGCACGGCACCAGUCGGGGCGUAACAGUGGGGUGAUCCACAGUGGUGUGUAUUACACUCCUGGUUCUCUGAAGGCUCGGCUGUGUGUGAGCGGAGCGGCUCUGGCCUACGACUAUCUCGACAAGAACAACAUCCCGUACAAGAAAUGUGGCAAACUGAUUGUAGCGGUGGACAGAGAGGAGGUUCCGCGUCUGAAAGCUCUGUACGAACGCGGACAGAAGAACAACGUGAAAGACCUCACGCUGAUCAGCGCCAGAGAGAUCAGAGAGAGAGAACCUUACUGCAGGGGGAUCAUGGCUCUGGACUCGCCCCACACGGGGAUAGUGGACUGGCGAGUGGUGUGUUUAUCGUAUGCUGCAGAUUUCCAGCAGGCCGGAGGCUCCAUCAGAACCUCGUUCACCGUCUCAGACAUCAAACCUGCAGCACAGAGUCCUCCUCAGAGCUCUGACGGUCUGCAAUAUCCAAUUAUCAUCAGGAGCUCAAAGGGUGAGGAGGUUCGCUGUCGGUUCGUGUUGACGUGCGGUGGUCUUUACUCCGAUCGUCUCUCGGAGAUCUCAGGCUGCAGCGCCGAGCCGCGCAUCGUACCCUUCAGAGGAGAUUACCUGGUGCUCAAACCUGAGAAGAACUACCUCAUCAAGGGCAACAUCUACCCUGUCCCAGAUCCUCGGUUCCCGUUCCUCGGCGUUCACUUCACCCCCCGUAUGGACGGUAGUGUGUGGCUCGGACCGAACGCUGUGCUGGCGUUUAAACGUGAGGGAUACACACCGACCGACUUCAACACACACGACCUCGCAGACGCACUCGCCUUCAGGGGUCUGCAGAAGCUGGUGAUGAAGAACGUGUGGUUUGGUGUAGGUGAGAUGUACAGAGGGAUGUUUAUCAGUGCGCAGGUGAAACUCCUGCAGAAGUACGUACCUGAACUCCAGCCAAGCGACGUGGUCAGGGGUCCAUCAGGAGUGCGUGCUCAGGCUUUGGAUCGUGACGGUAACCUGGUGGACGACUUUGUGUUCGACGGUGGUGUGGGAGAGCUCGGCAGCCGAGUGCUACACGUACGGAACGCCCCGUCGCCCGCGGCAACCUCCUCCCUCGCCAUCGGCAUGGCGAUCGCUGACGAGCUGGAGGCUCGGUUUGCUCUGUAGACACGCCCACGGUUGUUUGAUGUGUCUGAGGGAAUUUCAGAGAGAUGUGUGUGUGAUACUAGAAAGCUUCACCUUCUGUUCACCUUCGUGGUGAUGUCAUCACUCUGCGCCACUCUGCUCCGCCCCUGAUGACACCAGUGACACACAUGACCCUGCUUAGACCUCAUGAAAGAUCAGACUGUCAUUAACACGGUUAUUACAGUGAGCCGUGCGGGCGCUGUGCACACACCGUGUUUAUAAUGUUAUAAAAGUCUGAUUAAAUAUCAUGAUCCGUCAUUUUGUACAUCAGCGGUUUUGAUCCUGUGUGUGUGAACGUACUGACAGUGAACUGUAAUGUAGGUGCUGUUUUAAUCAUUACAUUUAUACUAAGUUUUUAUAGAUUUGAGUGGAGAAAUGAUUGUACCGACUGUGCUGAUGAAUAAAUCUAUAUUUUUGCCAAGGUUUCAUAAA
This is a messenger RNA of Ictalurus punctatus (channel catfish), 1941 nucleotides long. RefSeq names its product L-2-hydroxyglutarate dehydrogenase (gene l2hgdh). NCBI's taxonomy places the organism in Eukaryota, Metazoa, Chordata, Actinopteri, Siluriformes, Ictaluridae. The transcript is spliced from 10 exons. Gene Ontology annotation, molecular function: (S)-2-hydroxyglutarate dehydrogenase activity; (S)-2-hydroxy-acid oxidase activity. Bases 139 to 1491 code for a protein of 450 amino acids. The record is from RefSeq and is a predicted model, not a curated record.